UGGUAUUUAUUUAUGUAAUGCAAUGGUGUCAGAAGCGAGCCCAGCGUUAUCCAAUGCAAGGAAAACGCAAGAAAACAAUCUGCGAGGCUGUCAUUAAGAGAAGCUUAACAGAUACAUCGGCGGGUCUCUAAAUCAGACCUUUUGGCUUUGCACUGCGUUGAUGGAGUUCGGAGGAAGCAGCAAACCCAAAGCUAUCGGACCGAAGCGGAGUCAGCCAAUUCAUCAUGCACAAAUAGGGGAAACGUUACUCUCAAAACAAAAACUGAGAAAUGAUUGACAAUGGAUAAACAUAGACAUUAAAUCCACAUAGAGUCUGCUGAAGAGGGAAUUUGGAAAAAAAAACAUGCGCGUGGCACCAGUAACACAAUUUUGCAGAACGGCCUUUAUAAGCUUGUGUUAUGAAAGGAGCGUUUACGAAAUGAUAUAGGACAGAGCUGUCGCGUGUAAUGUUAAAUAAUUUUCAGUGAUGUCACGUUACAUGAACGUAGAAUAAAGCUAUUUAUUUAGUUGAAAACGAGCCUUUUCUGUUCAACUAAGGAGAAAGCUAUCGCCGGAUAAAAAAGCAUGGAUCUGCUGGAGUGUCCGAUCUGUCUGUUCCUCAUGUGCGAGCCCGUGACCAUGACUUGCGGUCACUCGUUCUGCAGGAGGUGCAUGGGCUCUUUCCUGCCCUCGCGAUGCCCCACGUGCAAAGAACGAUUAAAACAGAGAGACGCGAAGAACAUCAAAAACAACGUUUUAAUCUUCAGCGUCAUUGAGAAAUGUUGCCCAGACGAAACCAAAAUGAAGUGUCACAUUCAGGAGAAGCUGAAAACGAGCGAGUUUACGGAGGCGCUGCGUAUUGCGGAUGAAGGAAUAGAGAUGGCCCCUGAUGAUGUGAGCCUGAAGGUAUGGCGGGCUGAGGCCUGCAUGGGCCUUCGCCGCUUUUCUGAUGCCCUGCGUGACCUGGAUGACCUCUGCUGUGUGCGUCCUAACUGGACUGAGGGUUUCUUUCGUAAAGGGAAUGUGCUUCUUGAAAUGGGCAGACAGACUGAAGCUCUCAUCCAGUUCUAUCGUUGCCUGAAACAGCAGCCUGACUUUGCCCCGGCUAAAAACCAGAUUAAGAUGAUCUUGGAAGCAGAGGGCAUGGCUGUACCAGAAGAGGUUUCACGGAUCCUGCAAGUUGUGUCUCAGUACCUGCAGGACCCCUGUCCUAUCACCAGGUCUGUAAGCCCCUCAUGCACAGAUGGUCAACGCUACCUCCACAACAGUGCUGAAACUGAGUCUGACCAGAAUGCAACUAAACCAAAGCACAUCACCAGCGGCGAAUGCUGCCUGAGCCUGUGUCAGGCUGUGUCCUUCCUCCCUACUGCUGAAGAGGAUGAAGAGCUGAUGAUGAAGAGAGAGGAGAAACAGAACAGAGGUGUAUGCUGUGUGGGUAGAGAGUCCUGCCUCAGCGUUCUGACCGUAUCUGAUUUUGAGUGCCCUCUCUGUAUCAGGUUGUUCCAUGAGCCAGUGACCACCCCCUGUGGACACACCUUCUGCAAGAACUGCAUCGAGAGAAGUCUGGACCAUAAAUUACGCUGUCCUCUCUGCAAACAGCCACUGCAGGAGUAUUUUAAGAACAGGAAGUACAACAGUACAGUGGUGCUGCAGGAGAUUAUGACCCGCCUCUUCCCCCAGCAGCUGGCUGAGAGGAAACAGGUGCAUGAAACAGAGAUGGCAGAGCUCUCAAACUUGACCAAGGAUAUCCCAAUCUUUGUGUGCACGGUGGCGUAUCCUGGCAUCCCGUGUCCUUUGCACGUCUUUGAACCUCGCUACCGUCUAAUGACGCGCCGAUGCAUGGAGACGGGCACCAAGAAGUUUGGCAUGUGCAGCUAUGAGCAUGGCAAAGGUUUUUCAGAUUAUGGCUGCAUGUUGGAGAUCCUGGAUCUGGACUUGCUUCCUGAUGGUCGUUCAUAUGUGGAUACGGUGGGUGGGAAUCGCUUCCGAGUGCUCAGGAGAGGACAGAGAGAUGGCUACCACACUGCUGAUAUUGAGUACCUGGAGGACCACAAGGUGGAAGGCGCAGAGCUGGAAAUGCUGCAGAAUCUCCACGACAGCGUGUAUCACCAGGCGAGGGAGUGGUACCAUCGCCUGAACAGCCGCAUUCAGGAGCAGAUCAGCCGGCAGUACGGCAUCAUGCCCGAGAAAGACGACAACAUACAGGAAUCUGCUAAUGGGCCAGCCUGGUGUUGGUGGCUGCUGUCUGUUCUGCAAUUAGAUCCAUCCUAUCAGACCACGGUUCUGUCUCUCACAUCCCUAAAGGACAGACUGGGUCAUCUACGUAUUGUACUAGAAUACUUCUCUCAAGGCUAGCACAGGGACACGGUGGAAGAUGUCUAUUGUUUUUUACUGUAUAUUUUGAUUCAACUGCGAGAGGUUGUCAGCGCUUCUUAAUAAUGUUCCUCACCCCACAAAACUUGAUCGCUUUUUCCUGAUCAUAAUACUUAAGAUCACUUGUGCUUGGUUAGAAAGAAUUGCAAGGCUACGUAUUGCCGCACAAUGGUAUGAUAUCGAGGUAUAUCAGAGCACCAUUACCCAUUUCCGUUAUAUGUUUUUCUUUUCUGGUUAUGGAGAGCUUUGAAUAUAUUGAUGCAUUUUUAUGGACUGUGCAACUAUUGAAUUAGUCAUCUAACUAAAUAAUGGUACUUUAGGUAAGCACUAAAGAAUCAAGGACUUUGUCUACAUAGAACAGCGGUUUAUUGGUGUACGCUGUUUGGUUCAUUAAAGGCCAGAAUGGAUGCUAAAUAUUGUAGCUAAUGCAGUUCAUACCAACAGUGCUGUUGGGGCCAGAAUUUUAAAACGUGCAUUUGCGCAUAUGUGCCAGGAGGCAAACUGUUUACCCUGAGAGACUGAUGAGCAAAUAGAAUCUCAUUAUGUAUAAAUGACACCUUUGUGAGAACAUCCUCAAAAUCUCACUGCUAAACUCUCACGAUUUCGGCCAUGAUCACCAUAUGUUUUUUGAGCAAACCAGAAAUUAUAUUAUCUUUAUCUUUAAACGGAAUAAUUUGAUUAGUGAAACCAACACCACAAUAGCAAUGAUGUAGAAUAAUCUUCCAUUUUUCCAGCUGCAAUAUUCUGAAUGAAUGAACAAAGGCUGCAAGCUCUGCUUUUGUAUUCUCAGUAUUAAGUGUGUUUUAAGCUUGCUGGUAUGAUAAUAGAGAGAAGAGAUGGGAGCAGGACGUUUGUACAUUACUCUUAAACAAAAGCUGAUUUUGAUUCCGUCUGCGUUGUGAAGGUUUUAGCUUUCUGAAAGAUUGUAUGUAAAUUCAUAAGCCUCUUGGUUGAGCAGUGCAUCUCCAAAUGUUUCCGUCCCAGCGAUUUUGGGACUAUUUCUGCGUGCUUGUGCCUUGUGCAUGGCCUUAGUCUGGUUUCAGAUGUUUGCUUGAGGACUUGAUGAUUCAUGUUUUUUUACUUCUGUUCUAGUGCCACAUUCUGAGGAAUGUUAAUACUAUGAUUUUACACGUCCCUAUGUACUUGAGCUUAAAACUCAACUUUAUACUUUGUGCCAUAGGUUUUUGUGUAGCUGCUAAUGGCUGAACGUCCAACAAGAUUUAUCAGACAUUUACCUGCACUGUUAAUUUAUUUGAAGGUCUCAGAUUUGAUUUCUUUGUGCACUGUUCUGACAAUUACUGUCAUUUUGUAUUAUUGUCUAAAAAACAGUUACUUAUGGAGGGCAGUUUGUUUGCACCAGUUUUCAUUGCAGUAUGUUCCGAGUCUAACAAUUCCGCCCUUUUAUUAUUUACAGUAGCAUUCAUCCAUAAACCAAGAUUCAAAGAUCUUCAGAUCUCUGGGUCUUGGUUAUAUUUCUCUUAGCACUGUAAAACACAUGCAUGGUCAAAUAUUUGCUGAGCUGCACAUUACUUGUGACCGCAAUACAACCAGAGUGAUUCAGAAAGAUGUGCACAUAUUUAAUAUAAGUCUUUACAAAAGGGAAAGCUAAGCUAUAUUUAAAUUGAAUUUAGUAAUUUAGAGAAUUUAAACUUUACAUUUACUUAAUAAUGUCUAAUACCUUCCAUCCUCAGGAUACAGGACUUGAAACUCACCUAGAAAGGCUUUAUUCAGACUCUGCUUUGUAAGACUGUACAGUAACAGUGCAUAUGUCUCAAACAUGUAACUGACAUCACACUGAAAUAGCAGCCUUUUGGUUAUUAGCAUACUUGAUAGUACAACUUCAGUCACUUUGUUCUUACAAAUAUAGAGAGGGGUGCUACUAUAGUCAAUUGUUUAGGUUUAAUCUAUGAAUAUCAAGUAGUCAAAUUAAUUUUGACCCAGAUUUUCUUAAGGAAAUUAAGGAAUACAUACUUUCUGGCCAAUUGUUAUUAUAAUAAUUUGCACUUUUAUUGCAAAUGAAUAGUGAGCUUAUACAUGGUAUUUCUUUUUUUUUGGUCACUAAUUUUGCUUAAUGUUAUGUAUUGAUGUGUUUAGAAUUAAGGCAGCAUUAGCCAAACUAUUUUAUAAUUUCGUAAUCCCUUGUGUAAACUAGGGACAUCUAUCAAUAUUUUUUCUUUUGAAAGAUUUGUUUCUAAUAACAUACAAUAAAGGUGACAUAAG
This is a messenger RNA of Triplophysa rosa, 4572 nucleotides long. RefSeq names its product LON peptidase N-terminal domain and ring finger 1 (gene lonrf4). The record is from RefSeq and is a predicted model, not a curated record. Gene Ontology annotation, molecular function: protein binding. NCBI's taxonomy places the organism in Eukaryota, Metazoa, Chordata, Actinopteri, Cypriniformes, Nemacheilidae. The transcript is spliced from 12 exons. Bases 565 to 2334 code for a protein of 589 amino acids.